This is a messenger RNA of Cherax quadricarinatus, 2606 nucleotides long. Its product is annotated as calponin-3. Gene Ontology annotation, cellular component: actin cytoskeleton. Gene Ontology annotation, molecular function: actin filament binding. The record is from RefSeq and is a predicted model, not a curated record. Gene Ontology annotation, biological process: actin filament organization. NCBI's taxonomy places the organism in Eukaryota, Metazoa, Arthropoda, Malacostraca, Decapoda, Parastacidae.
AGUCAGGCUAAGUUUGACUUGCAUCGGGCGCGUGAGGCGUGUGACUGGGUGGAGGCCGUUACCGAAGUGCCUCUGGACUGGCCUACGUCUGAUGGACUCAUUGAUCAGCUCGCAUUCGGCCACGCCCUCAAGGAUGGUAUCGCACUCUGCACGUUGCUGAACCACCUCCAGCCUGGAUCGGUCAAAAGAAUCAACACAAUGAAGGCUCCCUUCAAACAGAGGGAAAACGUGGAGAUGUUCCUCAAGGGCUGUGAAGCCUACGGUCUCAAGAGUCAAGACCUCUUCCAAGUGAAUGACCUCUAUGAGAACAGAAACCUCUACAUGGUUGUUGACUGCCUCUAUGCCCUGGGAGGACUUGCCCAAAAAAGGAGUUUCGAUGGGCCAGUAAUUGGCGUGAAGGUUGCUAUGGAGAAUAAGAGGAACUUCUCUGAGGAGAAGCUAAAGGAGUCUCACAAGAUCAUUGGGCUACAGUAUGGCAGCAAUAAGGGAGCAUCACAGGCGGGAAUGACUGCAUACGGAACUGGGCGGCAAAUCAUCCCCGGAGAAGCCCAAAAGAAUUUGUCAGUCGAUGGUCAGAAGAUUAUUGGUCUUCAGUCUGGAAGCAACAAGGGAGCGUCGCAGGCUGGCAUGACGCCCUAUGGAGCUCCACGCCAAAUCAUCCCUGAUGAUCACGAGAGGUAGUGUGUGGUCAAGCCCCUGUCUUGCAGACCCACCCGCAUCCCAUAGAACUUUUUUUCAUUUCAGAACACAGAUAUUUAUCUCUUCAGCUCAUGGAUAACCUUCUUUGUAAACAACCAAGAUUGAUUUAUAUGCCACAGAAACAUACUACUACUGCUUAAUUUCAUUUUGAAAUUACUUAAUGUUUGUUAUUCACAAAAGACUCGCAGUCGGGAAAGGAAAUGUCCGACAAAGUUCUGGUCCCUCCUGAAUCAUUAUUAAAUUAUCAGAAAGUGGUUCAGGAUGGUCUAAAAUUUCUUUGACAAUGUGAGUUAGUUGUAAAUUCUUCCAGCCACAAUAUUGUGACUUUUAAUUUGUAUUUGCAACACUAGUAUCCAGUUAUAUAUUUUUCUUGGUGAAAAAGACAAAUACACAGAGGAACUUUGAAACGUUUCACCUGUGAACAAACCUGUUCAACAGGUGAAUCGUCUCGGUGAAGUUUCUUUCCGCAGUUUUCUUUUUCACCACUGAAUAGCAAUGAACCAUUUGUCUCCACUCAUUCUUAUUUUUAAUAUCUGUUCAGAAUAAAUGAAAGAUAUCUUUUAAACCAAUAGUCACAAGUGUCUGUAAAUUUAGAAAGACUUGUAUUUUUUUUCUCCAAGAGAUAUACGUACUACCGAACAAAUUGCUUCAAACAGAUGUUGUUUAUCAAAUAUCAGAGUUUGUAGAAUGUGCUUAAGCAUGAAUGUUUUAAUGAGAUUCUAGUUGAAAAUUUAAGUGAAAAUUAUACUAUAUAUAUAUUUAAAAUGUAAUAGUUAAACUUACAAGGCAUGUUUGUUUCUGAAAUAAAAUGUCAAGUUAUUUAAUACUGAAAAUGUUAUGUCCGUGAAUAAUAAUGUAUUCAUUCAUUAGAGAUUUUAAUGAAAUUAUUCAUGUUUCUUAAAUCCUUGUCCUUUUUUUUUUUUUUUCUUUCUUUAUUCCCUGCUUAUAAGUUUAUUGUAAGAUUACUUUUCUCUUAAUAAAUGAACUGUAUAUUACAUUUACAGUUUUCCUAGCUAUUAUAACUUAUUUUUCUAUCACAACUCAUCAUGCACAUUUCUUUCUUAUUUUCCUUGUGCUUUAAUUCCUUGCCGAAGUUACCACUAUUAGAUUAAAAAGUCUUGUUAUAUGCCAUAAUUGCAUGCUAAGUGUUCCCAGCGCUAGCUGAAGGUAAAACUAUUUUAGUUCUCUGGCUUCGACAUUUUUCACUGCAUCAUUUUCUCUUUUCAUUUUAGAUCUGCUCUAAUACAAAGCUCAAAACACAAUAGCAUCACCCUGAAGACUGAAGCAAUGGAGUAUGUGCUGCGUAGAACUAGAAAUCAAUUUUCCAAUAUUGAUUCUGUUGUGCAUUUAAAUAGGAGUUAGUGUACUGUUUAAAAUUCCAGUGAAGUAUUCGCAGUUAGUCAGGCCUGGCAAAGGUACCAGCUGAAUUUCGUGUAUCGAGGGUUCUUCAUUAUACAGUGAAAAAUAUUUUUUAAUCUAUUUACUAUUCACUCGAGCCUUUAAUCUGCAUUCUCUUAACUUUAUUGGAAUUUUUAACACGUACAAUUUGACCUUGUCCCCACACAGUUUAUACAGAGAAAUGAAAAAUGGCCAGAAUCCAUAUUAGAUAUUUUAAUUCAUGGGUUUUUAAUGUUAUUAUGACCAAAUAUAGAAAAUGUAUAAUGACUGUAAGUAACCACUAUUUUUAUUGUCAGUAUUGUACAAUUGUUUUCACAUCAUUAGCAUUAUACUCUUCCAGUUGGUUAAAAGGGGUCAUUCAUCGCAUUUAAAUAAAUGUAAUAUUAAUUAAUAGUGUUAUUAGGUAAGUCUUGAAGAGUCCUCUAUUAUAAGAUUUUUAUAAUGUCCUAAAAUUUUACUAACUAAUGUUAAGUGUUUUUACUGUGGUUCUCAAUAAACAUUUGGCUGGU